This is a messenger RNA of Trachemys scripta elegans, 1434 nucleotides long. RefSeq names its product WD repeat domain 77 (gene WDR77). Bases 111 to 1139 code for a protein of 342 amino acids. NCBI's taxonomy places the organism in Eukaryota, Metazoa, Chordata, Testudines, Emydidae. Gene Ontology annotation, molecular function: protein binding. The record is from RefSeq and is a predicted model, not a curated record. Gene Ontology annotation, biological process: oocyte axis specification. The transcript is spliced from 10 exons. Gene Ontology annotation, cellular component: methylosome.
GGGGCGCCGGCAGGGGGCGUGGCCCAGUCGGGGUGUCCCGGGAGCAGCACGUGGAGGCUGCCGCUGUCCGUCUGCUCGUGCCGCGGGGGUGGGAGUCGCGCGCCGCCGCCAUGCAAGAGCCGGAGCAGCCCGACGGGGGGGCCUCGGGCGACCCCGAGUGGAACAUCCCGCCCAACGCGCCCGCCUGCAUGGAGCGCCACCUGGACGGGGCCCACUACCGCCCAGAUGGAGCUCUUCUCCUGGGUGCUUCUAGCUUGAGUGGACGUUGCUGGGUGGGUUCCAUUUGGGUAUUUAAGGAUCCAGAACGGGCCCCUAAUGAAGGCUUUUGCUCUGCUGGGGUUCAGACGGAAGCAGGCGUAGCGGAUCUGAAAUGGGUAGCGGAUAAAGGAAUACUAGUGGCCUCAGAUUCUGGUGCUGUGGAGCUCUGGGAGUUGGAUGAGAACGAAACUCUAAUAGUGAACAAGUUUUGUAAAUAUGAGCAUGACGACAUUGUGACAACAGUGAGCGUUUUCACUAACGCCACUCAGGCGGUUAGUGGCAGCAAAGACUUCUGCGUGAAGGUUUGGGACAUCCCACAGCAAACAGUGCUGCACUCUUACAGAGCUCAUUCCAGCCCAGUGACAUGUGUGGCCUCUUGUCCUGGUAAGGAUACCAUGUUCCUGUCCUGUGCUGAGGAUGACAGAAUUUUACUGUGGGAUACCAGAUGCCCCAAACCAGCUACUCGAAUUGUUUGCAGUGCCUCUGCUUACCUCCCUACCUCAGUUAUGUGGCAUCCAGAGCAAAGUGACACAUUUGUUUUGGGUGAUGAAAAUGGGACAGUUGCUCUUGUAGACACGAAGAACCCAGACUCCGCUCUAAGUUCAGCUGUGCACUCCCAAACCAUCACUGGGUUUGCAUUUUCUACACACAGUUCGCCCCUUCUGGCUUCAAUUAGUGAAGACUGCUCGGUAGCUGUUCUUGACUCUAGCCUUUCAGAGGUUUUCAGAAGUCGCUCUCAUCGAGACUUUGUGAGAGGCCUAUCGUGGUCUCCCUUGAACAAGGCCUUGCUCUCUACAGUUGGAUGGGACCAUCAAGUUUUACACCACACAGUUCCAACACAGACUACUGAAGCUGCUGGGAGCAACAGUGUACAUGACUAGUUUUAUAAACUCACUGGUCCAGAUUUAUCCCCGGUAUAACUCCACAUGUUAUGCACCAGGGAUGUAUAUGGCCCAUUGCCUGUCUCAGAACUUAUGGCUUGCAACCAAGAAGGCAGGUCCUGUAGCAACUUUGCAUUAGGCACAAGCUAAUUACAAAAACAGCCCCUUGAUGUAGAGUCCAGAUUCACCUGUGAUAAAGCUUUAACAUGUUGCACCAGAGAAUGCUGAUUUCAGGCACAAGGAAUUGCAGGGAAGUGGACAAUUAGGUAAAAAAUAAAUAAAUAAAAACCAUAAA